AUGAAUGUCACUGAAUCAAAUACUGUUGUUGCUAUUAGUGGAACAUCUUUAACUUUGAAAUGUAUUUCUGUACAACAGCCCUCUUGUAAAAUUUCGUGGUCAUCUAAUGGCAUAAUAAAAAGUCAAGACCAGGGAAAUUUGACUGCCUAUGAAUUCACUCCAAAUGAAGAAGAUCAAAAUUCUAUAAACACAUGUACUGCAGUUUAUACAGGAAAGACAAUUCGGAAAAGUGUCCGAUUGAAUCUUGUACAUAAGUCUUCAGAACUAAGAUAUGUUUCUACAACAUUGGAAACCAUCAAAGAAGAACAAGAAACAAUAGCUGGGUCGUCUGAGAAGAACGAAAUGGUGAUAACGGUUGUUGUCAUCAUUCUUGUAACUGCAGGGAUAUUUAUCUCUGUUUAUAUCUUUCGAAACAAAGGUACUGAUAACAACAGCAAAAAGAAAGUUAAAAAUAAAGUACAGGAAGUACAGCAUGACACCCAGGGAAAUGUUCAGCAUAAUCAGAACCCCUCGGGUUUGGUUUAUAUCGAGGUAGACUUCGAACCAAAUCAGGAAAACCAGAAUGGUCAUAAGUUCUACAUUCAUGGUUCAAAUAAUCGAUCGCCAUAUGCAGCCAUAGACUUCUCUGCUAAAGCUGAUCCAUUACCAGAAAGUGAAUCUGAUGACAAUGAUAUUGAAGAAGACUACUUUAUUAUAUUAGAAGAUGUACAAUGA
Molecule: messenger RNA, 714 nt
Organism: Mytilus trossulus (common blue mussel)
Lineage: Eukaryota; Metazoa; Mollusca; Bivalvia; Mytilida; Mytilidae
Exons: 5
Coding region: 1-714 (237 amino acids)
Source: RefSeq, a predicted model, not a curated record